Messenger RNA from Harpegnathos saltator (Jerdon's jumping ant), 585 nucleotides. Its product is annotated as 60S acidic ribosomal protein P2. Gene Ontology annotation, biological process: cytoplasmic translational elongation. Gene Ontology annotation, molecular function: structural constituent of ribosome. NCBI's taxonomy places the organism in Eukaryota, Metazoa, Arthropoda, Insecta, Hymenoptera, Formicidae. Gene Ontology annotation, cellular component: cytosolic large ribosomal subunit; ribosome. The transcript has 4 exons. Bases 96 to 431 code for a protein of 111 amino acids. The record is from RefSeq and is a predicted model, not a curated record.
CUCUUCUCUUCUAUCUCAGUUUGCUUACUACCCUACGUUUUUUUGUACUGUAGUACUGUAGAGCGUGAUCCGUUUCGUGUCGUAAGACUUAAAGAAUGCGUUACGUGGCCGCUUAUGUACUGGCUGUUCUUGGAGGCAAAGCCUCACCAAGACAGAAUGAUAUUGAGAAGGUCUUAUCAUCUGUUGGAAUUGAAACUGAUUCUGAAAAGUUGAAGAAAGUAAUUUCAGAAUUAAAUGGAAAGCCUAUUGACGAGUUGAUUACUAAAGGCAGGGAAAAAUUAUCAUCCAUGCCAGUUGGUGGAGCAGUUGCUGCAGCUGUUAUUCUUGCCAGUGAUGCAGCAGUUAUAAUAGAAGAGAAGAAAGAAGAGAAGAAACCCACCAAAGAAGAAUCUGAAUCAGAAGAUGACAUGGGCUUUGGCUUGUUCGACUAGAUUUUUCAUCUCGAAAUCAAACAACUUGAUUUAAGAAUAAAAUAUGCCAUAUUUAGCAGUAGUGAGUGAAAUCCAAUAAAUUUUUAUAUUGUAUAAAGUAUAUUAAAUUUGUACCACUAUACCACUACUGAGGAAUAAAGCAUAUUUAACUGAA